Phragmites australis (common reed) is the source of this 842-nucleotide messenger RNA. Its product is annotated as protein BUNDLE SHEATH DEFECTIVE 2, chloroplastic-like. The coding region runs from base 111 to 599 and encodes 162 amino acids. Lineage: Eukaryota; Viridiplantae; Streptophyta; Magnoliopsida; Poales; Poaceae. The transcript has 5 exons. The record is from RefSeq and is a predicted model, not a curated record. Gene Ontology annotation, cellular component: chloroplast stroma; protein folding chaperone complex. Gene Ontology annotation, molecular function: protein folding chaperone.
CGUUGAUUCUCUUCUCCUCAUCAGAGUGGAUUGGGCCUGCUCCCCGUUCUCGCUGGCCAUCCGUCUCUUCUCCCUCUCCCGCUUCCUCGUCGUCCCGUAGCUGCUCCCCGAUGGCGGCCACGGCGAGCCUCACGGCCACCGCUCCCUCCUCUCCAGCCCUCCUGAAAACGUCGCCUCCUGCGGUUAUCUCCCUCCGGCCCGUCUCCCGCCGCUCCAAGCUCCUGUCUGUCAAGACCAAGGACUUAUGGUACAGAAUCAAUCCAGGAAACAUAGGAUCCCUGUAUCUUCAUCCAAAUGGAUGCAUGGAAUGCUCGCCUCCUAGUUCUUUGUUAUGCAGAGCCACAGAAAAUGACCAGAGCGCUAAAAACCCUCAGAAGGUAAACAGCAUUCUUUGCAAGGACUGCGAAGGAAACGGUGCAAUCUUAUGCACCCAGUGCAAGGGAAGUGGGGUGAAUUCUGUUGACCAUUUCAAUGGCCGAUUUAAAGCUGGAGCUUUAUGCUGGCUUUGCAGAGGAAAGCGUGAAAUCUUAUGCGGGAGCUGCAAUGGCGCUGGCUUCUUGGGUGGAUUUUUAAGCACCUUCGAUGAAACUGCGGAAUAGGGUCAUUGGUUUAUGUUCUUUCUGUUGGUAUUGUAUUUGAUCAAUUUUGAAAGAUAUGUAACUUUUUUAUUUGCAUCCUCUCGAAACCAGUGGGGUGAUUUGUGCCUCUCGAAAGUUUCAUAAUUUUGUUUUGUCACUAAGUAUCCUGUUGGUGCCCAUCGCACAUAAAAUGGAUAUAUUGGCAUGUCGGCUUGGACCCACCAUGUCAACUUCACAAUAUAUUUUGCACAACCUUUUGUUUUA